This is a messenger RNA of Suillus subalutaceus, 1853 nucleotides long. Its product is annotated as Metallo-hydrolase oxidoreductase. The transcript has 3 exons. Lineage: Eukaryota; Fungi; Basidiomycota; Agaricomycetes; Boletales; Suillaceae. The record is from RefSeq and is a predicted model, not a curated record. The coding region runs from base 440 to 1492 and encodes 350 amino acids.
CCUUAUGGUCCUGACAGAGCUAUUAGUAGAGAUCUUAAGAUCAUUCGGCUACAAAGGUCUGCCUUGGGAAGACCGUGACUAGGUCAGAGCCAACCAUUAUGAGCCAACCAGGAAUCACUGUUCUCUACUUUGCUGCUGCGUCAACAGCAACUGGCUUGACGGAACAAUCGGUCACCCUCCCUGCCUCGCAAUACCCACUCUCCUCAUUGAGCGGUUUAUUGGCGUCAUUGCACCCAGACGUCGGCCUAGACAAGAUCCUUGAGUCUAGCCAAUGGAGCGUCAACGCCGAGAUGGUGGACAAUGUUGAAGGGGUAAUAUUAAAGGGAGGAGAAGAAGUCGCUAUCAUCUGCCCUGUGUCAGGUGGAUAAGAAUCAUAAGAUCACCAGAAAUAUCUCUCAGAAGUCUCGUGGUACAUUGCAGCGAUCAAGUUCCCCACAGGAUGAGCUCAAGCCUAGAAUCAGUACUGUUCUUUUUAGCUGGUGUUCUCUUUGUAUUUCUCUACCCGGAAACACAUCGAAGACUACAUUCCAAGUCUCAUUUGAUGACGGACGAUAUGGAGAAAGGCGCCAGCUUAGAGAACAAGCAAUUGCCAGCGUUCACUGCUCGACGCCUGACGCAGACUACUUUCUUGAUCGUCGAAUGGGAUGACAUCUUCAAUGAACACCCAUUCAUCUAUGUCAAGGUAGUCCCAUCCGCUAAGACCAUCCUCAUCAUGGACACAGGAUGUGGUGGGGCUACACAUAAUCCGGAGAUCGGUCUGAAGAGCUUGAGAGAGUUCAUCGAGACCGUUGAUGUUCCUGAUAACAACGGAAAGCCUCUUAAUGAAGGAGGAAAGAUGAAGUAUAUCGUGGUGGAAAGCCACUGCCAUUACGAUCACAUUCUUGGCGUGGAACCAUUCGCCACCGACAGCCCCAUUCUCGGCUCAGGCCACUCGCCUACCUUCGUCUCUCCAGAGAACUUCCCUGUAAGCUCAGAGUGCAAUGCUCUAGGCUUACGAACCCCGAUCUACGAGCUUACUUUGGUACCGCACCUACAUGAGAUCACCUCAUCGUCAAGUUUAUCUAUGGGUCUCACAGUCUUGCAUACCCCUGGGCACACUCCUGACGAGCUUGCCUUGUGGGAUGCAGACGAGAAAAUGCUAUACGUCGGGGACACUCUAUAUGAAGAUGAUCCCAUCAUCUUUCCAAGCGGGGGAUCUUUACCCGUGUGGUUCUCCACCAUGGAUCAACUCAUCGAGCUCGUAAAAACGCAACCCGAUGCUGAAAAUGUGAUGAUCAACUGCGGGCACGCUACUGCUCUCCGUCCUGCACUUGAGGUGCUUAGGACGUGUAGGAAGUUCAUGGAGAACGUUGUCUCUGGCGAAGAGCCACUGAAGAGACGUUAUUUGCGUCGGGGGACGUGGUGUGUGGAAUUUAAGGAGGACAAGGGUCGAUUCUCUUUGAUUUGCCCCGAGAGGCUGGUUCUCGAAGCAAAGGGUGAAGCAGUGGCGUGAUGGAUUCAAAAAUAAGGCUGUUGGACUACAUGGUAGACUUCAUGGUGCUAGAAACACUACACUUGUAGUUCGAGUAUCAAAUUACACAAGCGGGGGCGUUGUUUGCUGGUUAUAUAUAUCAGUGUCAGCAUGUGCAUAUAACGAUCCGAUUUGUUGCACAGAAGUACAUCAACUGGAGGCAAUGAGCGCGAGCGUUGUUUACGACGGACUUUGUGUAGCAGGUGAUCCAAAGUUCUACUUCGUAGUAGUACCUUCCUCCAUAAGAGUGAUAUAAGUGACUGGUUUAUUAGUCCUAGUCACGUCCUGGCGCAAUUCGGAGGUCUACGACAACCUCAUGAUAUCGCGAAAAGUCAAAGCUAGA